Molecule: messenger RNA, 870 nt
Organism: Acaulospora morrowiae
Lineage: Eukaryota; Fungi; Glomeromycota; Glomeromycetes; Diversisporales; Acaulosporaceae
Source: the annotation of a GenBank genome assembly
AUGAGCCGAAACGCACCAAAGUCGAGUUGGGCCGACGAAGUUGGAGAAGAAUUUGAUCCGCUUCCGCUUACCGACGGGAAUGGUAUCAAAACCAUUACUGAGUACAAAACGAACGAUGACGGAAAAAAAGUAAAGGUUACUCGAAAGAUCAAGAAAACAUUAAUUACAGAACGCGUUAAUAAGCCAGUAGCUGAGAGAAAGAAAUGGGCCAAAUUUGGUGAAGAACGUGGUAAAAAAGUUGGACCGGAUCUCAGUACCACAAGCAUUGGAGAACAGAUAUAUUUGAAACUUUCGAGUACCGGCAAGCAUGCCGAAAAUAUCGAGGAAAAUGAUCCAAAUAAAAAGAAACUGUUGAAAAAAAUUCUUUGUCGUAUUUGUAAGGGUGACCAUUUCACCACAAAAUGCCCAUACAAAGAUACGCUUCAACCUUUAGAAGAACUUAGUACGGCUCUUCAGGAGGGAACAAAAGACGCACCUUCGGACGUAGAGCAAGCACAACCUGAGUCUUCUAGUGGUGGAGGAAAAUAUGUUCCACCUAGUUUGAGAGGAGCCACGAGAUCUUCUACUGGGGAUUCGUUUAAAGAGAGGAGAGGCAUGUUCAGAAAUUUUAACUUACACAGAUACCCGGACGACGCUACCAUUCGCGUUACCAAUUUAUCCGAAGAUACUACAGAAGGAGAUAUAAGUGAUUUGUUCCGUAAAUUUGGUAGCAUCUCGCGCAUUUAUCUUGCCCGAGAUCGUGACACAAAUGUCUGCAAAGGUUUUGCAUUUGUCAGUUUUGUAGUCCGUGAUGAUGCUUCCAAAGCUUUGAAGGCCAUUAAUGGUUAUGGUUAUGAUAAUUUGAUUCUUCGAGUUGAAUGGGCCAAGUGA